AUGUCGGCCAUCCAGCUCUCCUUCUCUCUCCGCGUCUCCUCCGGUGUCAAGACCGUCCAUCUCCUCGGCUCGUGGGACAACUACACCAACCAGCUUCCCCUGAGCAAGGACAAGUCCUCGUCCAAGGGCACUUGGAAGGGCACUUUCCGCUUCCAGCCUUCUGUCCUCCAGCCCGGUCAGCGCUACUGGUACUAUUACAUCAUUGACGGCUACCACGUCGCCCAUAACCCCAGCGAGGACUCCACCAUCGAGCCGACUACCGGCCGUGCCCUCAACAUCCUGGACGUUCCCGAGUCUUCCAAGUCUUCUUCCCGCACCUCCCGCGAGAGCACUGCCUCCUAUAGCACCUCGGACCCCGGUGACGAGGAAAUCGCCAAGGGCCGUCCGCUUUCUAUCUCCCAGAUCAAGGCCCCCCAGCCCGUCAACCCCAAGGCCGCCCGCCACAUCCUCGACGCUGACUUCGACGAGGAGGAGCUCAGCGCCCACUUCGCUGCUGCUGCCCUCACUGAUGACGACUGCUACUAUCUGGACGAGUCCGACGAGGAUGCCGUCUAUCCGGGCUUCGACACCCCCAGAAGCCGCGCCUCGUCCGUCAGCAGCUCGCUUUCCUAUCGCUCCGACUCGUCGGCUGGUCAUUCGUCGGGCUACAGCACCCCGGCCUCCGAGUGCUCCUCUUGCAUCUGCGAGCGCUACGGCAUCACCCGUCGUGGCGAGCGCGUGCGUCUGGACUGUGGCGGCUCCCGCUGCUCAUAUGACGAUUCUUGCUCGUCGUGCUCUGACUCUGAGCCGGAAUACGUUGAGCGCAGCUCGCGCCGUCAUGGUAUUGUUGUGCGCCACUGCGUGAUGCGUCGAGUUUUGCUUGAGGGGGGGUGA
Molecule: messenger RNA, 873 nt
Organism: Thermochaetoides thermophila DSM 1495
Lineage: Eukaryota; Fungi; Ascomycota; Sordariomycetes; Sordariales; Chaetomiaceae
Exons: 1
Coding region: 1-873 (290 amino acids)
Source: RefSeq, a predicted model, not a curated record